Lagopus leucura (white-tailed ptarmigan) is the source of this 2051-nucleotide messenger RNA. Its product is annotated as phospholipid scramblase 1-like. Gene Ontology annotation, molecular function: phospholipid scramblase activity. The coding region runs from base 789 to 1766 and encodes 325 amino acids. Lineage: Eukaryota; Metazoa; Chordata; Aves; Galliformes; Phasianidae. Gene Ontology annotation, cellular component: plasma membrane. The transcript has 11 exons. Gene Ontology annotation, biological process: plasma membrane phospholipid scrambling. The record is from RefSeq and is a predicted model, not a curated record.
ACUUGACGAAGAUGAAUAAUUGUGAAACAAUAGUGUAACUUCCAGGAAAGACUGAGACCAUCGCAGAACAGAGCGGACAUGGAGCGAAGAAGGACAAGUUAAGAAAUAUCGCAGAGAGAAGAUGAUGAAGAAAGAAAAAAUGUUUUAAGAAAAUCAUUGACGACUCGCAGCUCUAUUAUACUCAAGAAUUGAAUCAGGAACUGGAUGGCAAAUACAAUUUAUCACACCAUGUAUUGAUCAAGUCCAUCAGAAAUGGUUGAGGUCUGGAUGCUACAGGAUCCACCAAGGUGCCAGAGUUUAGGAGGACUGGAGGUUGAAGUGGCUGUGAUAUUCUAAGCACUCUGAAUGCACGCAAUAUAUCUCAAAAAUGGGAUCAGGAAUCUACAAAUAAUGUUUAAUUCCACUUAAACAUGAUAAACCUGAAGAAGGAGCGUGGUGCCUUUCUCACUUCUUUUGAAGCAAUUCCAACUUCUCUCUCAAAUGUUUAAGGCACUGAUUAAAUCUGCUCUCUGGGGCAAAUAAAGAGGCACUAUGUGAUCUGACUGACAGCCUGUUGUGACUCCAGUGAUCUCAGUUGGAGAAAACAAGCUGGGUAUUGUUCUGUAUGGCAGGCUGGCCAUUUACUUAGUGUUGUGUAAAACAUGGCAUAUUUCUUCUGCCCCUGCAGGUGAGUAGGUUUCUUCCAGAAAAAUGUCUGAGAGAAAAAGGAAGGAUAUGCUGCUGUUCUCCUUGACAGGACAAAGACAUCCUUAUGCAGGAAACAACAUUCAUCCCUAUGUCAAACAAGCAUGUUUGUUGAAAUAGAGUAUUUAAAUCUUUGCACAACGGUUACAAGCAGAUCCGUAGCAAUGCAAGCAAAUAACCCAGCACCAGCACCUGGAUUCUCCAAUACUGGCUAUGCACCAGGAAACCAGGCCCCAUAUGGCCACCCGCAGUAUGCAGCUGGGAACUUCUACGGCACUCCUGCACCAGGGCCCUAUGCUUAUCAGGCACAUCCCAUGGGAAACCCACCCGGAGCUGCUGUUCCACCCAUCCAGAACCAGCCUCCCGGGACCAUCUGGAUGCCCAUCCCUCCUCCUAUUCCCAACUGCCCUCCUGGACUGGAAUAUCUCACACAGAUUGACCAGAUACUAAUUCAUCAGCAAAUUGAACUUCUUGAGAUUUUUAUUGGAUUGGAAUCGAACAACAAAUAUGAAAUCAAGAAUUCAUUGGGACAAAGGGUGUACUUUGCAGCAGAGGACACUGAUUGCUGCACAAGGAACUGCUGUGGGCCAGCACGACCUUUCACUAUAAAGAUUAUGGACAAUCUGGGUCAUGAGGUGAUACGGCUGGAGAGACCCCUCAGGUGUUCGUCAUGUUUUUUCCCCUGCUGCUUACAGGAGAUAGAAAUUCAGGCACCUCCAGGAACACCGGUAGGUUAUGUUGUCCAGAAUUGGCAUCCCUGCUUGCCCAAGUUUACUGUUCAGGAUGAGAAAAGAAUGGAUGUACUGAAAAUUAGUGGCCCUUGUGUCGUCUGCAGCUGUUGUGAGGAUGUUAAUUUUGAGGUGAAGACUUUGGAUGAGGCUUCUAAUAUUGGGAGGAUUUCUAAGCAGUGGUCUGGGUUUUUGAAAGAAGCAUUUACAGAUACUGAUAACUUUGGAAUCUCAUUUCCAAUGGACCUUGAUGUAAAAAUGAAAGCUGUCAUGCUCGGCGCUUGCUUCCUUAUCGAUUUCAUGUUUUUUGAGAGUAUUGGUGACAGCCAACAGCGAGCGGGAGUGUGGCAGUGAAAUCUAGAACUUUGUAUUUAGAAGGAAGAAAAUAAACCACCCACUUCCCAGUGGAUUACAGAGCUCCAGUGAGAAUGUGAGAAGUGGAAGAAGUGGACCUCUUACUCUUGUAAUUAUAUUUCUAUAAACUAAAGGCUUUAUUGUCUAGCUUCUGGUUUUGUAAUCUAAUGACACCGUUGUAUUCAAAUAAGCACCUUUUGUCUGUACAGAUCAAUACUGUAAUGUAUAGAAAUAUAUAGCAGCCUUUUUUCCAAUAAAUUUGGAAUUGUUGUAUUAAAAACUUAA